AGAAAAGGAGUCGUGUAAAAGAAAAAGGGAAACAGAAAUUGCUGGAGUGGAAGUUUGGGGGAGAGCCAGAGCCCAGAGAGGGAGAUGCCGGAGCUGCCGGAGGUGGAGGCGGCGCGGCUGGCGCUGGAGGAGCACUGCGUCGGGAAGCGCAUCCUGCGCUGCUCCGCCGCGGAGGACACCAAGGUCAUCGACGGCGUCGCCCCGUCGCGCCUCGAGGCGGCGCUGGUCGGGCGGACCAUCGCCGCCGCGCGCCGCAAGGGCAAGAACCUAUGGCUCGUCCUGGAUUCGCCGCCGUACCCCUCCUUCCAGUUCGGAAUGGCUGGAGCUAUUUACAUCAAGGGUGUGGAGCUGAGCAAAUAUAAAAGGUCUGCAGUGAGCCCAACUGAGGAAUGGCCUUCAAAGUACUCCAAACUGUUUGUUGAAUUGGAUGAUGGCUUGGAGUUCUCCUUCACUGAUAAGAGGCGUUUUGCAAAAAUACGACUGCUUGACAACCCAGAAGCUGUCCCUCCAAUUUCUGAACUUGGACCAGAUGCCCUAUGCGAACCAAUGCAGCUUGAUGAGUUUGUACAAUCUUUUGGUAGAAAGAAUGCGCCAAUAAAAUCCCUUUUGCUUGAUCAGAGCUUUAUGUCGGGAAUCGGCAACUGGAUGGCAGAUGAGGUGCUUUAUCAGGCAAGGAUCCAUCCUAUGCAAACUUCAUCGAAGAUAUCCAAGGAGAAGUGCAAGGCACUCCAUCGGUGCAUCAAAGAGGUGAUUGAAAAAUCCGUUGAAGUUGGUGCUGACAGCAACGAAUUUCCAGAGAACUGGAUAUUUCAUUCUAGGGAGAAGAAACCCGGCAAGGCCUUUGUGGAUGGGAAGAAAAUCGACUUUGUUACAGUAGGCGGCAGGACGUCAGCGUACGUUCCGGAGCUGCAGAUGCUGGAUGGGGCUGAUGCUGCGGCAGCAAACAGGUCAAAGAAAGGCAGAGACAACAAGGUAGAGGAAAAUGUGGGCAAAACAUCCAAGAAAGGCCAGAAGAAGGCUUCAAAAGAAGGUGGCAAGGCAGCACAGAAGCAGGAAGAAGAAGACGAAGUUGAGGAGUCGAAGCCCGCCAAGAGGGGAACGAAGCGACCAGCGAAGAAGGAUGGUCGUUCUCCAGAUGCUGGCGGCUAUGGCGGUGAAGACGAUGAAGAGCCCGUGGUUGCGGCAAAGAGGCCGCAGAGGAAGAAGCGGUGAGCCGAUCUAGGGAGGGACUUGCACUUUGUCUGGUGCUUUUGCUUUGCAGUGUAGAAACUGGUACUAGUAGAUGAAAUUCCACCCUGUGAAGGAAACUUGGGUUUGUCAGAGCCUGGCCAUUUAGUUGUUGUAAGCGCAGAUUUGUUGAAGCCUCUAACAGGUGUGGCGAUGCAAGACUGGGCUGUGGGCCCAUGUUGACUUCCUUUUGGGGGUUGCUGAAGGUUUAACUUCCCCUUUCGAAAUCAUCACGGUUCGACGACGAA
Hordeum vulgare subsp. vulgare (domesticated barley) is the source of this 1475-nucleotide messenger RNA. Its product is annotated as formamidopyrimidine-DNA glycosylase-like. The record is from RefSeq and is a predicted model, not a curated record. Gene Ontology annotation, cellular component: nucleus. Gene Ontology annotation, biological process: base-excision repair. Bases 85 to 1212 code for a protein of 375 amino acids. Lineage: Eukaryota; Viridiplantae; Streptophyta; Magnoliopsida; Poales; Poaceae. The transcript is spliced from 10 exons. Gene Ontology annotation, molecular function: damaged DNA binding; oxidized purine nucleobase lesion DNA N-glycosylase activity; DNA-(apurinic or apyrimidinic site) endonuclease activity.